GUUAUGUCUCUACAUUCUAUACAAUUUUUAUUUAUACACCAAUUAUAUCUCGGUGAUCGGUCCCGUUUAUAUAUAUAUUCCCGAAAAUCUGCCAUGUCUAAGAGAGGUCAGUCUAGUAUAUCGAGCUUCUUUGAGAAAGCUCCUAAACAACCAAAUUUAGGAAAGACUUCAGGUCUUGCAGGGCCAAGCGAUUUAUUUUUCUGUCUGGAUACGCCGAUCGUUGAACGCAGCAUAGAAGAACCAGUUCCACCUUCUUCGUUGCAGCUGGGCAUUGCUGAUAAAAAUGUUUCAUCCCUUCCCGAACCCUUUGAUUCCACCUGCCUACCCGCAAAACUUCCGAAGAAAGACGGCCGCCAAUUACAAGCUAGUUGGUUUAAUGUAUGCCCAUGGCUCCGCCCAAAUGAGGAUGGAAGCAUGCGAUGUUCAACUUGCGUGUGGGCAACAUUGAAUAGUCGUGUUAACAUAAAAGAUAGAGCUUUAUUAAGCAAAAGUCCAUUUGUUCGUACAGAAUACGGGUGGUCGAAUUUUAAAAAGGGAUUGCAAUCUUUGCAGAAACAUGGGUCUUCUGAUCCACAUAAAAACGCUGAACACGCUGUGCAAGUUGAAAAAGACAAAGACGAAAAUUUCGCGAUAGUCGAUAAGCGAACAACUGAGCAACAACGGAAGUUUAAAUUGGCACUAACCGCUAUUUUCGAUAGCAUUCGACAUUGUGGUCGAAUGUGCAUUGCUUUGAGGGGACAUGGUGACGAAAAAAAAUCGAGUAAUAUAUGGAGCAUGGUGAAGUUUGUGGGGAAGUAUAAUUCAGAGGUAAUGGAAUACCUGGAGCAUGAUUCUGUCUCCAAAUACAUGUCGCCAGAAAUUCAAAAUGAAAUGAUACGCAUUCUGUCACUUACAAUUUUGCGGUCUUUAAUCAUAGACGUAAAAACAAAAUCAGUUGUGAAGUUACCGUCAGGCAACCGCACCUUCGUUGAAAGGAACAGCAAUUACGUGUUUUCUAUUAUUGCCGACGAAACAACUGAUAUAUCGAGACAUGAACAAGUCAGUUUGUGUGUUCGAUAUUGCACAGGAGAUUUCGAGGCUAAUGAGGUAUUUUUAGGCUUCUAUGAAACUGCCAAAACGGAUUCGAAAACCUUAUUUUCGCUGAUUAAAGACGCGCUGACAAGGCUAGGGCUUGACUUCUCUCAAUUACGUGGCCAGGCAUAUGAUGGUGGAAGCAACAUGGCAGGCAAACUCAGUGGCUUGCAAAAGAGAGUGCGGGAUGAUAAUCCAAAAGCCCCCUUACUUUCAUUGUGUAGGCCAUCAAUUAAAUCUCGUUUGCCAGGAUGCUUGUUGCGGAUUUGCUACCGUCGCCCAUGUAAUUGGAAUUCUUAACAACACCGUUAAUUUUAUACGAGAAUCACCAAAGCGUUCUUCCCAUUUUGCUGAUGUUUUAGAAGAAUUAUCAAUGGAGAAAACCACACUACGACCUCUGUGCCCCACUCGCUGGAUUCUCCGUUCACUGUGCAUCAAUGCAGUAUUGGAAAAAUACAAAGCACUAUUAGUAUUUUUGGAUAAGUUGCAGAGUGACAUAGAGUAUCCAGCGAAUGUACGAUCCAAAGCCUUUGCUAUUCUGUCCAAUUUAGAAAAGUUUAGCACAUAUUUCGUCUUGCGGUUGCUACAGCGUCUUUUUGCCACCAUCAACCCCAUUCAUAAAAAUGUGCAGGGGAAAAAUGUAUCGACAGGUGAUAUCCAAAAGUGGAUUAGCACACUUACUGAUACUCUUUCCAGUGAUGCUGCUUCAAAAUCUGCAGAAGAAUUAUUUGAUGAAUGCACCCGACAUGCCCACGUUUUAAAAAUCGGUUUUCCUUCUCUGCCUGGACGUAGAAGAAACUCUACAGAGGGAGAUAUAACAACUUAUUUCACAAAGCUAUAUCGUGAAGUAUUUCAGGAAGCCACCCGCUCUAUUCUACACAGGUACCAGUCCGACUCUUUAAUCGGGGCCAAUUUGCUUCGUCGGCUGCUGGAAGACGAAGCUAUGAAACCCAGCGAAAUGAAAGAAGUUACUUCAUUUUACGAAGAUUGGGAAUUUGGAGCCCUUUCUCGAGAGAGAAGCCAAUGGUUUGCUCGCUGUCGCCGAAAUAACUGGCCGAUUUCAGUAAAUGAGCUGAGAAAGCAUAUGGGAAUGGAUAGUGCGUUACGCGAUAUGGCCCCAAACCUCCGUUCAGCUCUUGUUACAUACAUCGUGCUGCCAGUAUCAUCGUGCGAGGCGGAACGUUCAUUCAGCCUGCUUCGUCGUUUAAAAACCUAUAUUCGAACCUCCCAAUCGCAACAACGUAUGAACCACUUGGCCCUAAUGGCAAUCCACAAAGAAAAAACAGACACCCUGGACCUCAGCGUUGCUGUAGAUGAGUUUAUCUCGGUAAAACAAAGAUGAAAAAAUAAGUUUCGAGACUCGUCUCUCUAAAACUCUACAGAAAAUUCAAAGCGUUCCUGUUUUUUUGUUUACACUGUUUUAUUUCGCAAAUUAAAAACUUGCAAAUAUAAAAAAAAUGGUUUGGUUUAACGAUUUAUUUUGUUAAACCUAAACAUGAAUACCGAUUAUAGCUGCGUCUUUUUAUUUUUAGCUUAAGACAAAGCGAGUUGAUUUUUAUAUUAGUGCAUGCAACGGGAAAGUUGUAAGUAUGGUGCAUACCAGCAUACAUUAAAUGAAACUAGAGCUUUACACGCUUACGUUAGGAAUGCAGUAACAUCGCCUGUUCAACCAGGUUAUUGUUUGUUUAGUCGAUUUGUAAUGCCUUCAGACACGGCACGUCGCAGGCUCGCGUCAGUAAAAAUGCGGCUUCUAGAAAGUUACGCAUCGUAUGACGUCAUAACCUAAAACGUAACUGCUGCCUCGCCACCCCGGUUUUUAUCAGAAUGAUUAAUGUUUCGACGCCUAUGACUGUGAUCAUAUCUACUGAUUGCAUUCACAGUCAUUAAUUAUAAGUAACUUGGUUGAUAUAAAUUUCUCACAUAUUUUGUA
Molecule: messenger RNA, 3001 nt
Organism: Ciona intestinalis (vase tunicate)
Lineage: Eukaryota; Metazoa; Chordata; Ascidiacea; Phlebobranchia; Cionidae
Source: RefSeq, a predicted model, not a curated record